Papaver somniferum (opium poppy) is the source of this 810-nucleotide messenger RNA. Its product is annotated as zinc finger BED domain-containing protein RICESLEEPER 1-like. The transcript has 6 exons. NCBI's taxonomy places the organism in Eukaryota, Viridiplantae, Streptophyta, Magnoliopsida, Ranunculales, Papaveraceae. Bases 1 to 810 code for a protein of 269 amino acids. Gene Ontology annotation, molecular function: protein dimerization activity. The record is from RefSeq and is a predicted model, not a curated record.
AUGGUGGGAGGGUGGAUCGAAGAAGAAUCUGAAGAUGGGGUAACGUGUGAUGCGCAUGUUCUUGCGCUUGUUGUUAAAGAUGCGGUUAUUUUGUAUCACAAGUCAAUUAGAAGGAUCCGAUCAGUUAUCAAGUAUGUUACCGGUUCUCCAUCUAGGUUAGCUAAAUUCAAAGAAUGUGAUGAUCUUGAGAAGAUUGAUUGCAAGAAGAUGGUUUUCUUAUAUGUGAAGACUAGGUGGAAUGCUACAUAUCUAAUGCUUGAAGCUUCCAUUCCAUAUGAGAAGGUCUUCAAGAGGUUAGAAAGAGAACAAAAGAACUUUCGACAUAAGUAUAUUUCCAAAGAAUCUGAAUGUGAAGUUUUACCUAAUACUGAUGAUGACACUAUUGUAAUUGAUAGUGAAGAUUAUUUUCUUAGUUCUAGUGAAUCUGAAUGUGAAGGAGAUUUGGCUUUGAUUCAUGAACAGUUGGUUCGUCUUAGAGCUAUAGUAAACCGAGAUUAUGAUAUUUCUUGGAUGGAAGAAGUAAUGUUUAAAAAGGUUGGAACUGUUUUGAAAGCUGUGAAACAAGAUAUGGGCCAACUAUAUGAAGAGUACAACACCAUGUAUUCAAAUACCAAUGCAGAUGAAGGUACUGGGUCAAAAACUGCUGCAGGUGUAGAUGCAUGGAAUUUUGAUAUUUUGGCUUGGUGGCAGGCUAAUAGUACCAAGUACAAGGUACUAUCACUUAUGGCGAAGGAUAUUUUGGUAAUACCAGUGUCCUCAGUUGCUUCAGAGUCUCCAUUCAGUACUGGAAAACGCAUUCUUACUCCAUGA